Linum tenue is the source of this 1621-nucleotide messenger RNA. NCBI's taxonomy places the organism in Eukaryota, Viridiplantae, Streptophyta, Magnoliopsida, Malpighiales, Linaceae. The record is from the annotation of a GenBank genome assembly.
UUGUCUCCUCCAAAUUGCCUCCCCAGUUUUGGUAAACUGAAAACCCCCCACCACCAUCGUUCAAUUCAAUGCAAUGCACCCACUUCGAUCCCUUUCCCUUUCUUUCGGGGUCGCUAUUAAAUUUGAUAACGUCCCGCUUUUAGCUCUGUCGCCUUUAUUACCACCAUCUCUCCUUUUUCUCUGCCGCUCUUUUCCUUUUCCCGAAUGAAUGCGGCCGGAACAAAGCCGCUGCCGGGAAUCGCUACUCCGAAGGCGGGAUUCUGGACCUCGCGCGACGCGAACGCUGCGACUAAUCUCAAACCGAGGAGGAACGGGGGUGGCGGUCGCUGUUUGAGAAUCAAGGCUAUGGAAGACUCGCCGGUGAGCUUGAACCAAGCGGGGAGGGUUGAUGACCGUGGCAUCGGGGCAAAGGAGUCGUGCUUGGAGGCUGUAACGGUUAACGGGCACUCUCACGCCGGGAAUAAUCUAUCUACAGUAGGGAAUUCAACAAACAUCAAGUGGCACGAUUGCCCGGUUGACAAAAAGAAAAGGCAAAUGUUGCUGAAUCAGAGAGGUUGUGUCAUAUGGAUCACGGGUCUCAGUGGUUCAGGGAAGAGCACUGUGGCUUGUGCGUUGAGUCAAAUCUUGUAUCAAAGAGGGAAGUUGUCUUACAUUCUUGAUGGAGAUAAUGUAAGACAUGGUCUAAACCGCGAUCUUAGUUUUAAGGCAGAAGAUCGUGCAGAGAACAUCCGCCGAGUUGGUGAGGUAGCUAAGUUGUUUGCUGAUGCUGGAGUAAUUUGCAUUGCAUGCCUGAUCUCUCCCUACAGAAAGGAUAGGGAUUCCUGUCGUGCUAUGUUACCAACUGGAGAUUUUAUUGAGGUGUUCAUGGAUGUUCCACUCCAAGUUUGUGAAGCCAGAGACCCAAAGGGAUUAUAUAAGCUUGCUCGUGCUGGGAAAAUCAAGGGUAAUAUAUGUUCCCGUUUUGCAGGCUUUACUGGUAUUGAUGACCCAUAUGAGCCACCAACAGACUGUGAGAUAGCACUGAAAUGCGAGGUGGGUGACUGUGCUUCCCCACAGCAGAUGGCGGAUACAGUCGUUAAUUUCUUGGAGGCAAAGGGAUACCUCCAACCAUGAGAAAAGUUCAUUAUACAAGAACAAAACUUUACCAAGCACGAAAACAAGCUUGGAAUAUGGACAGCCAUUUAUGUUGGUUUACCUCAUCCAUUAUGUUCUCCUACAGGACAUUAGUUUCUGCUGUGUUCUGUUAUUUUUUCCUCCCCUGUUUUGUGGUCUUCUUUUGUUUUCUUUCUGGUAUCGUCUUAUUCGACUUAUUUAUAUUGCAAUAUCACUGUUAAGUUGUGAAGAAAGUCUGUAGUAGCAGUAGUAGUAGUAACUAGUAAGAGAGAGGGAUUGGUGCAAAAACUGGCAUUUCUGGUCCAGUGGUAAUCAGUCGCGGAGCAACAAGAGGAUGAGUAACCACCUCAAAUAUGAAAUACAAAAAAAAAAAAAAAAAAAAAAAAAAUAUUGUGAAAUUAGUAUUGGGUUGUUCUCGAAAAGUCAGUGAUAGUGUAUUUUAGUGAGAGUAUUUUGUGCAGAAAUGAUAGUUUAAUCAUGAUUCAAUUCUUUCAUAUUACCGAUCUAA